Molecule: messenger RNA, 786 nt
Organism: Pseudophryne corroboree (corroboree frog)
Lineage: Eukaryota; Metazoa; Chordata; Amphibia; Anura; Myobatrachidae
Gene: ATP6V1G2
Product: ATPase H+ transporting V1 subunit G2
Exons: 3
Coding region: 190-549 (119 amino acids)
Biological process (GO): proton transmembrane transport
Cellular component (GO): vacuolar proton-transporting V-type ATPase complex
Molecular function (GO): proton-transporting ATPase activity, rotational mechanism
Source: RefSeq, a predicted model, not a curated record
CUGAGGAUGAAGGGGUGAAGAGGAGGAGGAGAAGGAGGGGUGUAUCUGUGACUGCAGUGAGCACAGAGGACACAGGUACAGCUGGGAAGGAGAUAAGGAGAAAUCAAGGCUCUAUAAUAAAGGGUCAGCACAGCAUUAGGCUGGUGUAAGUUCUAGCUGCACACUGCAUUGUGUGGGUACAGUCACACCAUGACCAGCCAGUCACAGGGGAUCCAGCAGCUGCUGCAGGCAGAGAAGAGAGCAGCAGAGAGAGUGUCUGAGGCCAGGAAACGUAAAGCCCGGAGGCUGAAGCAGGCGAAGGAGGAGGCGCAGGUAGAGAUAGAGCAGUAUCGUGUGGAGAGAGAGAGGGAGUUCCAGAGCCAGCAACGUACUGCUUUGGGCACCCAGGGGGACCUAUCCUCUGAAAUAGAAACCCGAACCAGACGGACGCUUCAGACAAUGCAGGGCAGCCAUGGAAAGAAUAAAGAAGUUGUGCUGAGGAGGUUGCUGACCCUGGUGUGUGACAUCAAGCCUGAGCUACACCCCAACUACCGCUUCACCGGUUACUGAGCCGCCGCCAGCAGCCCCUCUGUGUGCACCGGCUGUGCCGUGAUCACUGUUGUGUUUUCUAUCCGGUUACAUUAAUAUAAAACAUCUGUCCCCGCUGGGCAGCUGCUGUUAUGUGACUUGCAUCUGGUCCCUUAUUGUUAUAAUGUUAUAUAUCCUCGCUUCCUUACACUUAAUGUUCCCUGUUGUGAUGGUGUGAGGGAGGUGUAACCGGAAUAAAGGGACGGCUUGUCAUGUGAA